AUCAAUUAACAGAAACUAGUGACAGUAGGAUAAAAAGAUGAAAGCGGUAGCUAGUGGGAAAAUAUUGGAUAUGUUACAAUCCAUCAAUUUCAAGUUCGCGGCAUUGGUUGUUCAAGGUAAUUCGCUGGUGUUGGUUUACUUUGCGAAACCUCGGAUGAGUCGUUGAUAUUGUGGAUAUCGACCACCUCCGUUGGAAAAAGGCAAAGUUUUUUUGCCAACAGUCCACUGCUUGGCUGCUAUCAUAAGUUGUUUCUUGCUAGAUAAUGACAAUACAUUGAUAAUAUCCAAUGUUAUGCUUUCUCUCUCCCUUUUGCCUGUCCAUCUAUCUUCCAACUUUUAAAGUAGAAAAUAUUGAACAGUUCGUUUCAUUACUUCCUUACUUUCUUUGUUUAUCUAUAAAGAAAUGAAUUUUUGUCUUCUCAUUUAUUUAUCCUUCUGGUUACAUUCCACCUAUUGUCUAGCUCAGGAUGAACAGAAUUUGUUCUAUCAGUUAUACAAUUUAUUUACUGGUAAUCAACCAUUAACUAAUAUUAUACCAUCCAGUUGGUUAGAUUAUCUUAUUAGUUUGCCUGGAUCUGGAUAUUUCAUCGCAUUUGUUUAUUGGUUACGUCAUCCACUUCUUUUAUGUUUUCUACUUCCAUUUUUAUUAAUCUUUUUCAUUUAUUUCACUGUCAUUUUACUUCAUUUAUACCAUUUACGUUUUUGGUUACGUCGUCAUUUAAAUCGUUUAUUGUCCAAGUUCAGACAGUCGUCAACUUCACCAUCAAUAUCUAUAUCAUCUACUAGUCACAUAUAUUUAGAUUCACUAGCAGAAUUAUUACGUCGUAUUGUUGCUGCUGUAUGGGAUGCUCAUGGACGUAUAUUUCACGGUUAUGAAGUAAUUGGUAUGGAGAAAUUACCAGCAAAUGGACCAGCUUAUUUAGUUUAUUAUCAUGGAACAUGUCCAUUUGAUGCAUAUUAUUUUACAUCGAGAUAUUGUAUUGAAAGAGAUAGGUAAGAAAUUCCUCUUAUAAGUUUUGCUUUCUUUUGUCUCAUGGAUCGGAAUCAGUUCAUCCAGCCAAAUGUAACGUAGAAUCUGUCACGUGUGAGCGUUGAAUCAAGUUGCUACACCACACCAUCAUAUCAGAGUAAAACUUUAAGCACUUAGGAGACUUUUGAAAGCUACCUAGUGACGAAAAUCAUCAGUUAUGAUAAUCUUCACUAAACCCAUCAACCGAACUGUAGUCUUAUCUUCACAUGUAAUUGAGUUCGAGACGAGUCCCAGCGAAAAUUUGUGUCUGCUGCAGUUCCGGCAUGUUGGAAAUGACAUAGUGAUCGCAUACAACCUUCGCGCUGUUAGACAUUGUUUGAAGUUGGAAAUUUAAAUCAUUAAGUUUCAGCUCAUCGAUUAUGACGCUAAGUGCUCCGUGUGACCUCUGAAUUUAUUGAGUUCGACCCUUAGUGGUGUUGUGGCGGGGAAUGCUGAGCUCCGUCAUAGGACGAGACAGAUGUUCAGUGCUUUCUGGUUUUCAGCAGUUGUUUAACUAAUAUCUGUCAGUAAUGUUUAACUACAAAGUUCAAUUUCCAAAAGCACCCUAUGCUAAAAAUAUUUUUUCAAAUAUAUUCUAAUGUAUUUCAUUUGUAAACGCUGGCAUUUUUAGUUUCAUAAUAUGAAUUCUCUUACAAGUACUCAGGUGUAUCUGGAACUAAAGACAACGAGAUUGAAAAGUCGAAUGCUUUUCAUCGAACCCAUUUUGAACAUUCUUUAAGUACUUGUAGGUGGUAUUCAUUCCUUCGAAGUAUCAGCUGAGGUCAAUUCGUGACAUUUAUCAUGUACAAAUUAAACUAAUCUCCACAAAAACUUGUAUAUAUAUUUCUGCUGAAUCGCUUGAAAGUAUGUAUAACCUAUGGCUUUUUGGGGAAUACAAUAUCUAUAUUUAUAUCUAUAUACAAUAUCUAUUUGUUAAAAUAAAAUUUGGUGCCUCCACCUGAACUCACGAUGAUGGCUGAUGUAGGAGCAGGUUGGGGGAAAGUUAGCGACUGCAAAACCGAGACAUGGCAUUACUUCAUGAAGACACUGACAACUGGAUUGAGCCAUGUGGGUAGUUGCAUACUAUGUAAUUGUAGUCUAUGUGAUUAUUGUAACCAAUGGUUAGAUGCUUUGGGUGAUAUAUGGCUUUGAAUCGUCCCUUGGUUUUUUAAUUCUCUAUAAAGUUUUAUUUUAUUCCACUAAUCUAUUUUAUCUCUCAUCUUAUCUUCGAUGCCUGAUAUUUUCUAUAACUACAUCUACCACUUAUGGAUUCACCCUGACGAUUUCAUCUCAUUGUUCCUAUGGAAUAUGACAAAUUGAACUGAUGUAUAUAUGUGGCAGGCUCUACGUUAAUAAUGAUUGACUAUAGAACGGUAAUAGUUAGGACACUAUAUUUAUUCGAAUGCUAAUCUAAUAAUUAUUUCGGUUUGUGAAAUCUAAUAGUAGUAUCGGCAGACCACAUAUGUAAAAUUUGGAUGUAAUGUUGGUAGUCCCAUAACCUAGCGUGCCGCUCCAAGUCAAACAUAGUUGAUGAACCCAGUUGGCUCUUGAGAAAAGGCAUUCAUGGAAGCAGGGCGAUACUACCGGGGCGCAUUAGUUUUUGCAGAUUUUUGUGUUCCUGGUUUUACUUCUUGUCCAGUGAUGAUAGACCAUCUAUGUACCACAUAGCAAUGAUUGGUAAUUCCUUUUGAGGUUAGUAAUUUUUUGUCGCGUCCAGGCCAUGAAUAUUCAUCUAGAUCAUUGUUUAUUCUUGAUAUUGUAUUUUCGGUUCUUCUAGGUACUCGUAUUUCUUGAGGGUUUUGGUUUCGCAGCUGUCUGUUUCGUUUAGUUGAUUUAAUGUGAAAUGGCAUGAGUUGAUGUGUCUUUUGAACCAUCCUUCAUUUUUGUAGGUUUUUGUACAAUCUCCUAGAGGACAUUUAUACUCCCCCUGAGGCAUGAAGUCUGUUUUUUUCUCGUUGCUGAUCAUUUCCGUUAUACCUAUUCGUUUCCUUAAUUGUGGCAAAUAGUCGUUUACAGUUACUGUCUCCGCAUUUUUAUAUCAGGUUUUGCUUGCCAACUAUUUUCAGAUUAUAGUCACGUAGAUUUAUGAGUUUUGUUAACCAUUUUUGAGGGAGUUUUUCAUCAAAUCGGUCCAGGUCAUGUGUUAAUUGUCGUAACUGGCUUUUACUAUAUGCUGGUCUUCCGCUGUGUCAUAUUAUUUGUUUGGCUGUUUAAAGACCACAUCAUUAGGCUGUUUGAUCUUUUAUGUGCUGCACUCCACAGUUCCAGCCUGUUUUGUAGUAUUGUUAGGUUAGGGAGGUCUAUGCAUUCGUGUAGUUCAUUAGUUGUAAGUGGUCUGUUAUCAUUGAUAACCAAAAUCAUUCCAUGAGGAGUAUUGAAGACUGCUUUUAGUCUCGUCAAGUCUUUUUUCCCUACAAAUGUGGUGUAUGCUACUUAUGUUUGCAGACUUUAGUAGUAUAUAACACCAACUAGAAGUGAAAUACCUGCAAAUAGGAGGUUGAGGAGAUUAAAAUGAAGAGAAGAAAUAAGGAAACUAAAAGCAAUCAAAAUCACAACAGGAAUAAAGAAACAAUGAAGUAUUUAAUGUAUAGUUUUCAUGUUUUUUGAAGGCAUUUUGUAAUUAUGCAUUAAACAAUAAGCUGGUUUUCUCCAUCUAAGUCUCCGUUCACUGUAGAACUGUAGGCUCAAACCCAUAGGUUAAUAUAGGGGUUAUUAAAGAAUAAAUCAACUUGAUUUUUGUUCGUAUGCUAAUAUUUGUGCAGCAUUGUAUUGGUCUGAUUUCGAUAAAUGUUGUUUUAGCUUUACCAAUGUUGGUUUGGAUUGCUUCAUCAGGAGUUCCAUCGCUUCUUAGCACUGAUCCUAGAUGGUUGAAUGUAGUUACCUCUUCGAGUUUAUGGUUGUUGAUGGCUAUUUUAAGUGCAUUGCUUUGUUAGUUCAUUACCAUGACUUUGGUUUUGUCAUAGGAUAUUUUCAUUCCUAGCUUUGUUAGGUGAUUUUAGAGGGAAGUGGGGGUUUUGGUCGUUUCUUCAGUGGCUGUAGUUAUUUGACAUAGAUCAUCAGCAAAUUCUAUGUACGAUAAUGUUCAGGUUGUAUUGUUUUCGUCGGCCAGGUCAAGGCCAAUUGAUAUCUUAUCUGUUGUUGAAUUAGGAAUUUCUUGAAAGGCGAUAUGGAAGAGAGGCGGGACUCCUUAAUUCCCUUUUGUACGCUUCUAUACAUAGUGAAGUGUAGUUGUGUACCUUUUUUGUAGCCUUUAUUUCCAUCUAACAGCUGGGUGAUGUUUCGGUUGAUAUUGUUUGAGGGACAUAGUUUUGUAAUGUAUCUAGAAUCAUUUUAUUUGGUAAUAAGUUGAAAGCUUUGGUGAGGUCAAUGGAAGUCAGUAUUAGUUCUUGGUUGGUAUAUAAUUCACCUUGUAUUAUCUCUGAUUGCUGUGAUUGCAUGUGCAAUCGAAAGACGUUUUCGAACUCUGAAUUGAUUUGGAGGGGAGGUUUCGUUCCGUUAAAGCUUUUAGUCUCUCGCAGAUCAUUCCAGCAUAUACUUUUCCUAUCGUAUCGAGUAGGAUAUACUUCGAUAGUUGUUGGAGUUAUUGCAUGAUCCUUUGUUUUUGUAUAUGCUGAUGACAUCUGUGUCUAACCAAUGAAUUGGGAUUUCGUUGGGGUUUUUCCCUAUGUUAUCCAUUAUUUACAGUAGGAUUGUUUUUAGUUUCAGUCCUCCAAAUUUAAUCAUUUCUGAUGUUAUACUAUUGUGGCCGGGGGCCUUAUGGUUUUUCAUUCGACAUACAGAGUGUUCUAAUUCAACCAUAGUUAGGAGAGAUUCGGUUCUUCGGUUUGUUUGACUUCGAUUCUUCAUGAAGGUGGAAGUUUUAGAGUUAAAUAACGUUUGAUAAUGUUGUAGAAGUUUAUUGUUGUUUUACGACUGGUGUAUGAUUGAUUUUGAAUGGUAUCCAAUACUUCUAUAAGUAGUUUGUAUGUUUGAUGCUGUUCGUUUCCCUGAUAAAGAGUAUUUAGUUUAUCCAUUUUGUCUGGAACACUUGUUCCCUCAGGUCUAAUCAUACCUCCUACUUCGGUUUGGGCGUCCGGGCGGUAUCACGGCCCUCGCAAAAAUCAUUUGAUUUGUGCGGCUCCUAUGUGUUUGAUGCCUCAUUGUACCAAUGUUUAUAUGUUAAAUAAAUAAAUAAAUCUUACCAUAUCGGGCAGGUUGGUAAGAUUAAAUGAAGGGACUUAAGGUCCGAGAGGGAAGUUUUACUGCUGAUUGUAGAGGGCUGUGACAGUAGUAAGUUGUUUCCGUCAGACAACUAACAUCUGCAGUGGAACUACCUUCUCACAACGGGAAGAGAGUGUCAAAAAUGCCUUCAAGGCUUAAGUUAGCUGUGUGACUAAAUUUCACAAUUUUAUAUACAUAUAAUUCAUCGACUAGGUGUAUAAUGUCGUAACUUGUUAAACCUUUUUUGUUUUUAAAAACUUAUUUCAUGUGUUUAUGUAUAUUUAUGAAUUUCUACAGAUUUCCUGUUCCUGUUGUAGACAGAUUUUUAUUUCGUGUACCUGGACUUGGACGUUUACUAGAAACAAUCGGUGCAAUUAAAGGUUCUGUUGAUGAAUGUGUCGCUCAUCUACAACCAGGUCAUAUUCUCAAAAAUGGUAAAGUUUCACAAGGUGAUGUAUUAUUAAUCUCUCCCGGUGGUGUUAGAGAAGCUUUAUUCUCUGAUGAAUUUUAUACAGUUAUGUGGGAGAAUCGUCGAGGUUUUGCACGUAUUUCUUUAUUAUCUGGACAAGUAAGUUAAUUUAUGAGGAAUUCUUUAAUGAUUUAAGCAAUAAUUAAGUGUUAAUUAAAUAGAAGGUAUUAACUAUAUAUUGUAGAUUAAAAGUGACCCCUGUAAAUGCAUAAAAUUAAACAAACUAUAUGUAUUUAGUAAAGUUAGAUCAUAGUCUGCAGUGGAAUUCAAGAUGCUUAUUUCAUCCUGUUUGGGACUUAUCAGUUGAAUGUACCUUCAUUCUUGAGAUCAUGUUUGAGCCCAGUAACUGUUACUGCGAACAUCAACGUGUUAUUCAGUGGUAAGUUUCGAAUAGGAUAGAGCACAAGUCCUGGAUUCCAUUUCUAGCUACAACUUAACUUUUACUAAAAAUUAAUGACUAUGAAUGAAAAUCCACCCUUAAAUGCCCUGGUGCGACCGAGGGUGGGAAGAGUCAACUCUCCCUCUCGAAAUGCUCUCACAUGACCACGUGUAUACAGCCUCUGCAAGGGAAGUCCUACUCACUACCUUCUCGCGGCGGCGGUGUUGUUUAUGGAAUUGAGAGGACGAAAAGCCAAUGUCCGACGCUUUAACCGGGUUGGUGCAUAUGGAGGAUUCACCCAAGAGAGUUGGGAAACUCUGAUUCUAAAACAAUGGUGCACACGGACUCUAGAAUCCUGAGGGAACAAAUGGCAAAUGAACCUAUUGUUGGCUACCAUGGGACUGCAUCUCCUGACGUUGCUUCACUGCCUUGUGGCUCUCUAAGAAAACCAACUGUUCCGGUUUGAACACCCAAGCAAUAUUCCAGCUCUCCUACAAAUCGAAUAAUUUAUGUGACGCAUAUAUUUGUAUAUCAAUGUAAGUAAACUCUUCCAAAUAAAAUUUGAUAUGUGGUUAGUGACAGUAAAAUGUUAUUAGCCAUUUGAUUGUGAACUAACUGCUGUGAAUUCAUUGGCUGCAAAUUGAUUUGUAUUUGUGUUGAGUAACAUUUUGUUUAGUCUCUAUAUUUUCUCUAUAUUAUCGUUACCAGUGAAAACCCGGAAGUACUGAACAACCAUUUUGUACUAGUAUGGAACUCCUUGGCAGCGCACACCGACAACUCUGGACGUGAGAAUCGAACCCAGAACCUUUUGGUCUUGUACUCAAAUGCUUAACCUUUAGACCACUGAGUUGGGCUCCAGUAGUGUACGAGUCUAAUUCACUGAAGGCAUUAGAAGAUGAUAGAGCAAUAUCGUGGAUUGCCUCAAGUUAGAUCACAACCCCAUAUUGAUAUUAUCACGUGCUCACUAGUGAUUAGCUUCGACAGAAAAUUUCCGGAGAUCUAGUGAGAAGUCGUGACCUGUGUAGCUAAACUAUGUCGAGUAUGAGGCAGUUAUUCACCAAAGAUGGAAGGUGGUCGAGCAAUAUCGUGGAUCGAGUGAACUUAGUUAUUAACAUCGUUGGAUGCUGGCUCAAUGAUUUUGAUGUUAAGCAUUCGUGUGCGAAAUCAAAGAUUCUGCAUUUGGUUCCAACGUCAGGAGUCGUGGGUCAACAUUGCUGAGGAGUUCCGUACUAAGAUAAAAUGACUGUCCAUUAUUUCCAGAUUUUCAACAGUGGUAUAACUUAGAUUGGUUCAUGAUUUCAAUGAGUUUCGUAGCGUAGUUUUAGUCACUUCAAUGUAAAUAAAUUAAAUUAACACGUUUAAAUAGUAUAAAGGAACAAGGUGGAAUAUUCAGUUCGAUCGAAAUACAUCUCAUUAUAUCAGUCAGUCAGUCAGUAACAACGUAGAACUUCGUACGUUCGUACAGCAGUUCGAGUUGCCACACCACCUUAGCACAGAGAUGCAGUUGUCGAUUCAAAUCCCGUAGUGGUAAAGGUAGCAAGAGUACAAGCAGUAAUCGGGAAGAUUAGGGUUUGGGGAUGUUAUUUAAAGAGUAUAAUCCAGUGAAAUAUAUUUGGAAAGAGGAAAAAAGGGACAUGGAGAAUUCAGAAGGUUAGAAUUUAGGAGAACACAAAGAGUGGAUGCACCUGCACCAUUGCAAACGAUUUUGAGCCAUGUCUUUCAGGGUCUCUAACCAUCGGUUGCUAUCAUCUCGUGAUCCCCAACCAGGUAGUCUACACCUACCAACAUGGCUCAGUCCACUUGUCAAUGACUUCAUGGACUUGUGCCAUGUUUUGGUUUGGCCGCCUUUAGCUUUCUUCCAACCUACUCCUAUACCACUGAACAUAGCACGUCGAGGUAUUCGGUGGUUGGGCAUACGUAACACGUGUCCCAGCCAUCUCAACUGAUGAAGUUUCACUACUUCAUCAAUUGAUUUGCCAUCCUUAUCUAGUACCCGUUUCCUAACAAAUGCGUUACUUACUCGAUGGUCCCAUGAUAUACGAGCAAUGUCAUGUGAAUUCUUUCGAUCAAGGUGAUUCCGUGUGAAACAACACUAUGUGUUCGUGUGUAUAAUGGUGGGCGUAAAAAGUGUGCAAUUUGUAAUAUAAAGGAGUAGAGUUGAAAUUUGAAUAUGUGUUGGGGUCUGUACGUGUAUUAGUUUGUGAGAACUGUAUCUCUUUACAUCAGUAUUCCGAUUGAUAGGUAUCUAGAAUUUAUUGAUGAUUGAUGAGAGAAUUCGAAUAUACAAUGUAGAAGACGUCCAUUAAGUAUUAGUUCAGUCAUGAAAUCUCUCAAGUUAUGCUUGAAUCCAACACUUCACUUUCAAAGGGACUUUAUAUAAACAAACUGAUGGAGUAGCCAUGAGAUCUUUAGUAUAUUCGAUUGUUACUAAUUUAUUUAUGUCCCAUAUUGAUACGUUUAUUUUCGCCAAUAUCAUCAGACCACACAUCUGGCUUCAUUUAUUUAUUUGAACACAUAAGUAUUGGUACAAACGGGCACUGAGUACAUAUGCGCCACACAAGUCACUUGAUUUGUGUGUACGUUGUGAUACUGCUCGGGUGCCCAAACCGAGACAGGUGGUUUUCUUUGGGAGGAGCACACCUGGAACCUUUGCCCCAAUGGUCUGACCCAUAAGGCAGUGGAGCAACGUCAGGAGAUGCAGACCUAUGGUAGCCGGUGACCAACAAUAGGUUCAUACAUUAUUUGUUCUCUCAUGAUCCUGGAGCCCAUGUGCACCGUUAGUUUGCAGCGAGAGUUUCCAAACUCCUCUAGGUGGACUCUCCGUGUCGACCAACCUGGUUAAAGCGCCGUACAUUCGCUUUUCGUCCUCUCAAUUUCGUAAAUAGCACUCCGGUCAUGAGAAGGCAGGGAUUAGGACUUCUCUGUCAGUAACUGUAUACACGUCGUUAUGUGAGAGCAUUUGGAGAGGGAGAGCGGACUCUUCCCACGCUCGUCCGUAUCAGGGCAUUUGGGGGCUAUAAAAUGCGAACGGAUGAAUAAAGGCUAUGUACAUGUAUUAUGUAUAUACUUUGUAACUUCUUUUACCUAAUACCUUCUGUACAACAAGACGUCAAUACAGAAUCUGAGCUAUCUGAAAUCUCUCAACCUAUCUCAUCCUUUUCCUGUAAAGUUUUCCUCUUUAAAGAUAUAUAUGCUGGUUACAAGUGGAAAUAAUGAGCUGAUUGAUGGAGCCAUAAAUCUUUAUUAUCUAACUUUUUUGGAUAACUAUUACAUACAUAUUAUUAUUGAGAAAUAUGAAACACUGGAAAUUGUAACCUCCAAGUAUGUGUUGUCUUCCUAUACAUACUGUUUGUAUAUAUUUUCAAUCAGUUAGUCAGCUAAAACGUAGGACCAGGCACAUAUAUGCAUCGGUCCAGGUUGCCAUACCGCAUUAGCACAGCAAGAUGAACACCGGAUUCAUAGGAGUGGUUAGGUCAAAGGUGGUAAUAUAUAGGAGAAAGAUUGCAUAUAAGGAUAUAGUACAGGAAGGAAGAAUUAGUUAGUAGAAAGAAAGAUAUGAAGUGAUUUUAAUCUCUUAGUUUAAAUGAAGACAGGGAGUGUAUACACCUACACCAUUGUGAUCGAUUCUGAGUCAUGUCACCAAGAGUCUCCAACCAUCUGUUACGAUAGUCACGCGGACCCCAACCAAGUAGUCUGCAUCUACCAACAUGGCUCAGACUAGAGGUUAGUGUCUUCAAGCACUGAUGCCACGUUUUGGUUUGAUCGCCUUCGUAUGUAUUUUACAGAUUUACAUUUAUCGUAGGCAACUAUAAUGUAUCAGAAAGGGUUUUUUUGAGAUUGCAGUAAUUUCAAUAACUGGGCUCAUGAGUCAAUUCAAGCUAAGAAAACUAUGGAAAACCUGGAAGGCCAUUUCUUCGUCUCAUUGUGGGGGACUAUAAUAUUUAUUUCUCCCUUCUAUUGUUUUUCUUCUCUUUAUUUUCAGCCUAUUUAUCCAAUGUUUACAGAAAAUAUUCGUGAAACCAUAAGAAUUGUACAAUUUGGCAAAGGUUGGUGGCGUAGCUUAUAUGAAAGAACACGAUUACCGUUAGCCAUAUUUUAUGGUUAUUUUCCUGUUAAACUUAGAACCUAUAUUGGUGAUCCGAUUUAUCCAUUGCCAAAUGAAACAUCUGAUGAAUUAGCUAGUCGAGUAAGUAUUCAUUAUUACUAAUUUAUAAACCUAACUUCAAAUUUUGUUAUAAAAUGAAACGAUACAAUAAAUCUUGAUCAGCUUACAUAUACAUGAUGGUUGUAUAUUCGAAUGUCGAUAAUAUCCAUGGGAAAUCUUAUCAGUUAUACACAAUGAAGAACCUGAUACAUUCGUUCAAAGGUUCAAGUUGUUACGUCAUAUCAUCAUAGAGUGAUCCUAGGGUUGUAUAAAAGAGUAACCAUAGAAGUUAUGACUCGAAAAAAAAGAAUUAGUCGGAUCAUAAAAUGCAUAAGAUACUUGUGAAAUUCAUGAUUGAAAGAAAGAUAAGGUUUCAGUUAAAUUUGUGACAUAUUACCAAAUAUCUCUAAACAUUAGUUACUUCAUAGAUUGAUCUUGAGUCUUGAUUUGGCAGCCUAAAGCUUCUUUCCAACCUAUCCAUCAUUGUGAGUUAAGAUAAGCAGUAGUUGAGCAUAUGUGAUACAUGUUCUAACCAUCUCAAUCAAUAAAUACUCACUACUCGACCAAGCGAUUUAAUAUCAUUACCUUGGUACCAUUCGUCUAACCUUAUGAUCACUCACCUGGGAGAAGUGACCUACUCACUUGACGGUUCCAACAAGCGCGCGCAGAGCUUCGAAGGCACCUGUGAUCGAAUACUAGUAAGCUACGGAAAUCAAACUGCUGGGUAGUGCACUAUUCCUUUGGUUGGUAGGUGGAUAUCUCACCUACACCACAGGUGACGUAAAUUGGUAAAAGCUAAUCGAGCUAUCUGAAUCCGUGUCAAGAUCUCGUCAAACACUUACCCACAACAGUUGGUUGGAUUUCCAAGAUAAGUGAAGUGGUCGACGUGCUUGACUACUCCAUUCCUUGUAAUCAGUUUAAAUGAUGGUGUAGAUCAGUUUUGAGGCAACAAUUUACAUUUAGAGGGAGUGUUAGUAUUUUGAGAAUGUAUAUUUUCCUGUAAAAUAGGAUGGUCAGCAAUGAAGAUCAGUUAGUUGGGAUUUUGCCCACUUUCCAGGUUGUAUCUGAGUCAGUAUAACUGAUAGGACUAAACCGCCAUCCUUGAAGAUCUCUGGGGUUAAUACAUCAAAGCCUGCUGCUCUCCAUCUCCUGAGAUUAGCUCUGGAUUUCUAAUAUCCUUAAGAAUUGGGGCGCUUAUGUUGAUAUCCUGUUUAGGUUGAUGGUAAUAGCAGGGAACUGGAGGGUUGCAUAUGACCAGUCAAACUGUUCUUCAAAGCGUUCCACCCAUCGUUCUAAUCCUCCUGAUCUGAGAGUGGGUCACUGUCUCAUCCUUUAUGGAAAUAAUCUCACUAACACGUGAAUUUGCAAUAUCCGUUUCUUUGAUAAACCUGAUAAGUCGUCUAUUAUUGCCUAUUGCCACUACCUUUUGCUUUCUUUGCCCACUAUUUUCUCACAGCAAUUAUGGUAUAAAAGGAACGAUCGUAAUCAAAGAUUGAAAAGUAUACACUGACAAUAAGCUAUGUAUGUAGGCUAGUUUCAGUGUUGUUAAAGAUAUGAGGGCGGUUAUCCCCUACCAUGAGAAGAUAAUACUUCGUGUGGGACUUAAAAAAGAAAUCAGUGUAAACCGUUAUCUUGACGACUUGAGAGCGUGGUCACACAUACCCCAAAGGAUAGCUUCUUGGGGCUGGUGACAUCUAUUUUUUUUAGCGAUGUUCUAUCUGGAUUACUUGCUUACUUACAUGUGCCUGUUACUCCUCGUGGAGAAGCGUAGGUUGCUUACCAGGAUUCUCCAUCCAACUUUGUCCUGAACAAUCCUUUCCAGUUUCUAUUCAUUCUCUCGAUAUCUGAUCCCAAUUCCAGACACAACGUGUUCUUUGGUCUUCCUCUUUUCCUUUUCCCUUCAGGAUUCUAAGCUGGUGUUUGCCACGUGAUGCAGUUUGAUGAUUUCAUCAAUGUGUGUCCUAUCCACUUCCAACGUCCUUGCCUAAUUUCCUCUUCAACUGGAAGGUGGUUUGUUUUCUCCCACAAUAGGCUGUUGCCGAUGGUAUUCGGCCGACGGGUCUGGCGUGUCCUGCGUAGACAAUUGUUUAAAAAUACUUGUACUUUUUCGAUGAUGGUUGUAGUAGUCCUCCUAGUUCCAGUUCCUUACAGCAGAACUAACUGACUUGACUUUCGUAUUGAAGAUUUUGACUAUAAUAUUGGUUGACAGUUGCUUUGGGUUCUUGAAUUGUAGGAAUGCGGUCAUUACUCUUGCAGUUCUUGUCUUUACAUUUGUAUGAGAUCCUCCUUGUUCAUCGAUGAUGCUGUCCAGGUACGUGAAACUUUUCACCUCUUCCAGAGUUUCUCCACCAAGUGUGAUUGGCCUGGUGUACUCCAUGUUGUAUUUGUUAUAGCCCAAAGCCGCCAAUCAGAAGCAGUGAAUUAUCGAUCGGACCAAGGGCGCGUAAAACACGUGCGAGCAGCCUAGAGUUCUGAUUGGUCCUGCUUUCCGCCUAGCUCAGCCAGUUAAGUCCAGAAUACCAAUCUCAGCCUCUGCAGUAUGAAUCCUUAUAUUUCAAACAUACUGAGUUUAUAUACCAAUCAAACAGACCACAACGUAGCAUAAAAUACAAAAUAACAUUUGUACGAGAUUUGGCCAAAUGUGGCUGUGAAUGUGGGAAGCAGUGGCUGAUAGACAGGGCAUAAUACUGGUUCAUAGGUCAAAAUAAAGCUUAUAAUAAGAGGAACAUGAAUAUGAAGUUGAGUUAUUUAACAAAAAUAUACUUAUAAUAUUGGUCCAUAAAUGGAUCCCAAAGUUACCAUUCAUUAUGCUUAUCGGGACCUAACACACCUCCCCUUUUUUGAAGAUCCGGUGUUGAUAUUCGAAUUUUAAAUUUUUCGGGUUCAUCCUCCCCCCCACGAAACAGUGUUGGAUCCUCAUAUUCCCAAGUUACAAUCAAUUUAAAUUUAUUUAAAACAUAUUUGUCUCAUUGAACAGAGAGUCGACUGAAAGUGACUAAGUGGUGAGGCUGAACAACGCUUGAUAUGAGGUAAUCGAAGUUUGAUUCUUCUGAAAUAUUGUGACCGAAUUUAUUGGGAACCUCAUUUGUAGAUAAUGGAUCAUCAAGGUAAUCAGCAUCUAUCAAACUUGUAUUAUGUUUCUGAUCAUCAUUUGAUGCAUCUGACAUAUUUUCUGGUAAAAAAGAAUUUCGAUAAUUAGAUUCGUCAGAAACUUCUGUCGCUGAAUAAUGAGAUCCAUUUGGAGCAGCUGCAUUCAGUGUACUACUCGAUUUGUUUUCUGUUUCAUGGGCGGUUACUGCGACAAUUCUAUGAACAUUUGGCCGGGUGUCUGUUUGUGAGCUGGGUAAGUCACUGUCUGCACAUGCUGUUUCGGAGAUAAUGGGGUUUGAAUCAAUUACCGGGCAUGUUUCUGAAAUGGAGAGUACUGGACCACUGGGCGGAUCUUGAGUGACUGAUGUAUCGUUUGGAAUACGGUUUGUCGAGGAUUCAUGGAGGCUGCAAUCAUUUCCCAGCUCAGUGUGCAAUUGAGAACUUAAUCCAUCCACUUCCGUCGUAUCUCCAAAGCAUGAGUGAUUCAGCAGCUGCGUGCGUAAUUUGAGUAAGAACUCCAACUGUCGCUCAAAUAGCAGCUGUAAUCUAUCGGAAAGGAAAGUCUUUUUUUGAAUCAGCACCGGCAAUCAAAAUUACUGUAUGAAUAAUAACCAAUGUCGUUCAAGAACACUGAUGACAAAUCUGGAUGCUGAUUGCUCGAAAUAAUUGGACUGAAUUUCGUCCAAUUACAGACUAACUUUGGAUCGUUUGUUUACCCCGUCGCCAAUUGUCAUAGCCCGAGGCGGCCAAUCAGAUGCAGUGAAUUGUCGAUCGGUCCAUAAAAUGAUCCCAAAGUUACCAUUCAUUAUGUUUCUCGGGACCUAACAGUAUUUCAGGAUGUUGCUUUUCCCCUUGUGUAUGUUGAGGGCUGCUGUUAUACUGGCAAUUUUCACCUGCAAUCGCUGACGUCCAUGGGAUAGAAGAGGCAGGUCAUUUGUAAAGCCCAAACCGUCUAGUUGCAUCCAAGCUGUCCAUUGUAUUCCGUGCUUUCCCUGAGAUGUCGAGGUGUUCAUAAGAGAAAGGGAGAGUAAACAACCUUGACCGACACCGGUAGUCACUUGGAUUACAUCUUUGAGCUAUCCUCCAUGCAAGACUUUGCAAUGUAGUCUGUCGUACGAAUUCCGUAUGAUGUUGACAAUCGUAGGCGAAUAAUGAUGUGGAAGAAGGUUCCACAAUGUUCUCCUAUCCACUAUGUCAAAUGCUUUCUUAUAGCCAAAUAAGUUGAUGUAUAGUGUUGAGUUCCAUCCAAUUGGUCGUUCAACAAUGAUCCGUAGUGCCACGAUUUGAUCUGUGCACGACCGAUCCUCACGGAAUCCGGUAUGUGUAUUUCGAAGCUGACGUCCACUGAAUCCUUCAUUCUGUUCCGCAACACUAUUGAAGACUUUUCCUGGUGCUGACAGUAGUAUGAUUCCUCUAGUUCGUACAUUUGCUCAUGUCUCCUUUCUUCAGUAUCUUGAUGAGAUAACCUCGUUUUCAGUCUGUCGGCACUUGUUCCCCCCCCUUCAAAAUCUUGAAUAGAACGUACAGCAUGCUUGCAAUUACUUUUAUGUCUGACUUCAGGGCUUCAUCCGAGAUUUUAUCCUGGAUAGUGGAGACAAAUUUGUAAAUUUAUCUUUUUCCAUUCUUCUCAUCUUUUCUUCUCAAAUUAGGUUCGUAUAUCCAUUGAAGAACUUAUCAGUAGGCAUCAGUUAAUACCGGCAAAUCUUUUUUGUGCUAUUAUGCAACGAUUCCCUGUAUUCGAUCGUUGGUUAACAAAAUAUAAACUUAAACUAUUUCAUCAUUAUCAUCAGCAUCAAAGACAAACAUGAAUAUCAGUUCAAAACUUUGUCCGACAAAUUUCUUUUUGUUCUAACUUUGAUUUCAAACAAAAUUGAUUCAAUGUACAAAUAAAAUUUUGGUAUUCAGGUAAAUAUAUUUUUUGUAUUUUCAUGAAUAGAGUUCAACCAAUUUUGUUAAUAUGCAAAGAUGGAUAGUGGCUAGCAGUGGAAUCCAGGACGUGCGUUUUCGUCAUAUCUAGAACUUGUCAGCUGGAUGUACCUGAAUCUCAGAGUUGACGUGAACUUUGGGACUCGAACCCGUUACCGUUCGUUUCAAAUGCCAUCGCGUUAUACACUUAAGUAUUGUGUCAUGAUAAUUAUUAAUGAUCGAUUUCCGGAAUAUGUUGAAUCACAUUCGCGGAGAUGAAGUUACUUGUUAUCUUCUUCUUAAAACUAGAACCCCAGCAUGACUUGGUUUGUUUUUUUAAAUCCCAUUUAAGUCGAUACGAUAUAUUGGCCAUCGGAAUAGGAUGGAUUAAGAUUAGGGACGUCACGAUAUCAGUUCAUAAAGUUAUUGACCGUCAAACUGAAUCCAUGACUAAGAUGGAUAGUGGCUAGCAGUGGGAUUCAGGACGUGCGUUUCAUCCCGUUCAGGACUCUUCAGAUGGAUCUACCUGUAUCUCUGAGUUGAUGUUCACUCUGGGACUCGAACUCAGUGCCAUUCGCUUCGAACGCCAUAGCGUUAUACAUUUAGCUACAAAGUCCUGAUAACCACUGGAUUCCAUUGCUAGCCGCUAUCCAACAUUGCUUAUAAUGCUUGUGUGAAUUGAAGCAGUUCGCACAGGAUGCAUAUAUGUCAGUAAGAGAGACUGAUCAAUUACAGUCCUAAACAUCGAUGCGAAGAAUCAAGUAAACAAUUUCUAUGUCUAAUCUUUAUGACUCGAGCUGAUAUUACUAGUUUGAGCAUUUAUCUUGCUAACCCUUUCUUGCUGUCUUAAUAUGAGAUGUAGUAACCUGGGCUGAUGUGCAUAUGUAUCAGCCCCGGUCUGUUAUAACUGUAUAAGCUCAUUACUGAUCAACUACACAUUAAGAAAUGAACCAAUUUUUGGUACUUCUGGGUUUUUUUUCCAAUCUAAUCUAACUCAUUUAUCAAGUACUUAAUUUAAAGUGACCCUUUAUCUUUUAGAACUAGAAAUACAACUAAUCGGGUGACCAAACUGAUAUCAGUAGAGUGCAAUUUGAAACUAAAACCCGAUUGAUUGAACAGUGAGUGAUUUAACUGGUGAAUCAUUGAGUACACAUUGAACUACUACGGAAUAGUAACUAGUACAACAAACCUCGUUAGAUUGCACUUCACUUUUAGUUUAGACUUAUUUGCUUUCGUUGAUUCAGACCUCUGGUAGAAACCUUUCCAAUUCUAUUUAAACUAGGCUGACAAUUGAUUUUUCCUCCAUAUAUGGAAGUCGUUCUACUUUAAUUUGUAAGUAUCUUCGAGUUAUUUCGUUGCUGAUAUUCUUGACGGUAUUUUGGUCGGUCUUAGCUGGCAUAUGUGCAACCUGUAGGGAUUGCUUCGAUAUGGCCGUUAUUUCACAAGUUUUAGAGGAGAGAUGAUUCCCGACGUAAACAUCAAUUCUGAAAUCCAUCUGAUGAAACACGAGUCCUGGAUCCUACCGUUAGCUGCAUUCCUUGCCUAUGAAAACUGUCACCGCAAGGUUGCUCUAUAACUAACUGUAGGCCUGAGUAUCCGCACAGGAUCAAGUAACCGUAUGGAUGUCUUGUAAAUCUGGAUGGAGUUCGAUUCAUCACAUUUAAAUAUUCUGAGUGAGCACGUCGGCAGGCAGAUUUAAUUACCACUAGCCCCUAUUAUUCUUAGACGAAUGGAGGAGUAAUUAUAUCAAGAUCAAUGUGUCUGUCUGAUAGGUUUGAAGUUGUUAGCUGAGACACAUAUGAAGUCUCAGUCCUACUGAUUCUACGUGAUUAAAACGUGGAACAAGGUCUACAUUUCAAUCGACGCAGAUGAGCAAGACCACGUAAAUAUCAUGAUAAAUUCAAAAGAUGCUUGCGGUUUACAUGUGAAUGACACUUCUCAUUUGCUAAAAUCAUGAAAUAAUUCUUCUAUCAGCAUAGAAGUGUAACUGCGUAGUCCAUAGUAUUACUGCCAACCACUAUUUACUUGGUGAAUAAUCACACAGGAGAUACCUCUAGCGAGUAAUCAAAGUGUCUCAAAUUAAUGCGUAAAAAUAUGCAAACUGUUUACCAAUUCUACGACUGGUUGUACUUAAACAGUAAAUGAUAAAGAAAGCUUCUUCAUUCAUGUGUUCUUAACAAACGCCUAAUAAUAUUACGCUAUUUGUGAUAGAUUAGAUGCUACAGACUAUUGUGGUGCAAAAUACUUACACAGAAUAAUAUAUCCACAUGUUUGGUUACCAGCUGUUUGUUACAUAAUUACACUUUGUUAAUGUAUCAGAGAAUUUACACAAACUAAAGUAGAUAUGUUUAUUCAUGUAUAAAACUGAACUACUUUUUAAGCAAUGCAGUAAGUCACAAGAUCUGAACGAUAAAAUGAAUUCAUCACUUUUUUACGGCUAUUCAAUUACAAACGGGAUAAUCUCACAAGCCCCAAAAUGCCCUGGUACGGCUGAGAGUGGGGAGAGUCAGCUCUCCCUCUCCAAAUGGUCUCAAUAUGGACACGUGUGUACAACCACUAUCACGGAAAUCUGCUAGGUUUGAAGCGGUUACGAGUUCAUUUAGACUGCGAACAGAACAAAAACUCGGUGACCAAUAAGCUAGCUAAUUGAUGUGUCCCAGCACCGCUAACUAGAGGAAGAAGUCCAAGCUUGAAAUAGGGGAAGUAUAUUCCGCGAAUAGCCAGAAACGAGCGAUAACAACAAACACAAAUCAAAACGUAUAUAUAUAUAUAGCACAAAACUAUCCUUAGGGAGAGUUACAAAAUAGUAUACUAAGACACAAUGGACCAAUGGGAUUUAAGAUUCUCCCAAGUGGAAAAUACGACAUAAAGGUGACAAGAGCGCUUUGGGCGCAAAAACAAAGAAAUUCAAAUUUUCUAAUUAAAAUUACAAAAUUAGGUCAUUUUCCAAGUGAGUUCUGGGGAACUAAUGUCCACAACACACCUCCGCUUUUUAAUAGCAUACUUUCCUGGGGUCGACUUGCAUCUUGACUUUUGUUCGCCGCUGUCGGAGGGGUCACCUUCUGGAACGGAGACCAGCUUGUUGUUGAGCUUUUUCUCGUGGUGGGGCUGCUGGUAAGUUGAAGGUAUCAAACAGGAUGUCAAGGGGAAGAUUUACUCAUGUUGAUGGGCGGUCUGCGGCUAUCCGCUCUCGUAGUUGGUUUCGGUGUCUAGUUCACGUGUCUCUUCCCACCCUUACGUCGCACAUAACUUGGCCUAGUCUUCCAACCACACGUGCUUCGGUCCAAGGACCAUGAUUUGCUCUGUAGUCUCGAGCGAAUACCGGGCAUCGAACAUCGUACGUUGGCAGCUCCUGAGAUUUGGUCUGAGAUGGUGGUGGUGUGGUUUUUGGGCACAUCAGACUGUGGAUCGUCCUCAAUCUCCUUCCCAUCAGGAUCUCUGCCGGGGACUUCUACUUUGGUAGCAUAUCACUAGGUGCUGUUCAGUAAAGAAACAAGAAAUUCCGCACUGUUUCUACUGGUGUCCCCUCCCCUGUCAACUUGAUUAGAACUCUCUUGAAUGUAUCCACAAAUCUUUCUGCUUGGCCAUUUGACUGUAGGUGGUAAGGUAAAGAACGGAAAUGUUUGAUCGAUAGGUGUUCACAAAAUUCUUGAAACUAACUUGAGGUGAACUGCGAACCGUUGUCGGAUACGAUUACAUCUGGUAAUCCGUUGCGGGAGAACAUCUCCGUCAAAAGUUGCAUUGUUUGGGUGGUCGUUGGUGGCAUGACGGGAACGAUUUCUGGCCAUUUCGAAAAGGCGUCAACAACGACUAGAUAGGUGAUUUCAGUAAUUGGGCCUGCGAAAUCGACAUGUAUCCUAGACCAGGGAUACUCAGGCUGUGGCCAUGGGACCGGCAGUACUUUCGCGUUACAAUUAGCCGAUUGCUGACACUGUGCGCACUUGCCUACUAAAUCCACGAUGUGUUGAUCCAUGAGGGGCAAAUAAGCAUAGCUUCUGGCGACGGAGUUCAUUCGUUUUAUACCAGGAUGACCGAUGUGGAAUUGCUUUAGCACUCUUGAUCGUAGGGACUCUGGUACCACCACUCUAUCUCCAAACAUAAAGCAUUCAUUUACGACACAUAAUGAGUCCAGACGGCGGUAAAGCUGCUUCAAGUCACCAUUGAGUCCAGUUGACGGCCAGCCAUUGGUGACGUAUUUCAUCGCUCUCUUAAUGAUGGAGUCGUUCCUGGAGUUAGGUUGUAUUUCAGCUGCUGAGACUUGCGAAGCACGAACAGCAGUUGUCAGGCAACAUUGCGCGUGGUCCUCUGUCAUUAGGGAGGCAAUAACCGCAUCUUCGUCCGCCGUAUGUUGUUCGCUGAUAAUUCGUGACAAGGCGUCAGCUUGACCAAACUGCUGGGUGCGCCGGUACUGAAUGUCAAAAUCAAAGCCCAUCGCUGGAGACGGUUUACAGAACGGGCUGGAACACCAGAUUUUGAACCGAAAAUUGUGAGAAGAGGCUUGUGAACGGUGAGAAAAGUGAAUCUUCGACCGCACAAGAAUUUGUGGAAACGGCGUACUGCAAACACAAGGGCGAAAGCCUCUUUCUCUGUUCGGCUUUACUUUCUUUCCGCUGGAGUUAAUGUGAGAGAUGCAUGCAUAAUAGCUUUCUCUGUUGCGUCCGGAAACUGGUGUGAGAUGACAGCACCGGGUCCAAAAGCUGAAGCAUCUGCAGCCACAAUGAUUGGCAUGGAUGGGUCGUAGUGCGUCAAUAAUACUUCAGAGCUUAUGAUUGUUUUCAGCUUGCAAAAUGCAGCUUCAUACUCUUUUGUCCAGUUCCAAAUAGUAUUCUUAUUCAGAAGAUAAUUUAGUGGGGCGCGUAUGUGAUUCAUCAACGGAACAAAAGCUGAGUAGUAGCUAAUUAGUCCCAAGAAUGAUCGUAGCUCAGAGAUAUUAGUGGGAGUCGGCAUCAGUUUUAUAGCUCGGAUGUUUUCAGGAUCUGGUCUGCAACCUUCGGCAUCAAAGAUGAAUCCUAAGUAUUUUACUGACUUCAGGAAAAGCCGGCAUUUUUCUGGGCGGAAUCGGAAUCCGUUAUCGCUGACGCGUUGUAGUACAGUUGUGGUGCGUUCUCGAAGCUGUUCUAACGAUGUGGCAACAAUUAAGAUAACAUCGAGAUAAGUUGCGACCCCCGGGAUACCUGAUAGAAUGGUAUCCAUUAGUUGCUGAAAAAUAGAUGGAGCUGUUUUAACACCAAAUGCUAGGCGAUUGUACUGAAACAAGCCAUGACGAGUAUUUAUGGUAAGUAACUCUCUGGAAUCUUCAGCCACUUCCACUUGUAGAUAGGCAUCAUCGAGAUCCAGCUUUGCAAAACAUUUUCCGCCAUUUAGCAUAGUGAACAGAUCUGCAGGAACUGGCAACGGGUAAUGAUUUUGUUCCAGAGCUGCAUCAAGAUCUGUUGAGAAAUCAACGCAUAUUCGUACUGUGCCAUUUGCUUUCUUAAUAACCACAAUGAGUGCUGCCCAGGCAGAAUAAGAAACAGGUGUAAUAACUCCCUGUAGUUCAAGACGAUUGAGUUCUUCAUCAACUUUCGAUAAUGCUGCAUACGGCACAUGUCUCUUUGGACGGAAGACAGGCUUAGCUCCAGGUUUCAACCGAAGUGUUGCUUUCAUAACAGUGCACUGACCCAAUACAGGCUGAAAAUGGUUGAAAACUCCGUCAUUAACUUCGUAUAUACUACAGGUUCAUGGGGUUGUUUCAUCAGAUGGCAUACAGUGCUUAACAGGACAUCAGCUAAAUGCAACUGGUAGAACCAAUCUAAAUCAAGUAAAUUUAUAUCAGCUGGCGUUAUGUAACAUACCCCAGUGAACGUCGAAUCGUGAAAAGACACUUUACAAUCUAGUUGUCACAACAAACAUAGGUGAUCACCGCAUGCAGUACGAGGCUUUUGAGUUGUCGGCACAGUACGUGGUCUGCCCAAUCUUCAAAGCAUCAUCUUGAUUAGCAAAAUCAAAUUUAAAUAGGUCUUCAUAACGCCGGAACCAGAUGUCAAAAGUAAGUACAAACAUGUAUUAAGUCAAUAAAAUCUCUCUUAAAAAAUUGUAAUAAGCAAAAUAUUAACAACUUUUCAACAUUAUUUAUAAGUUCUUAAAGGUUUAUAGAUCAUCUUUGAAUAAGUUCAGGGUUAAAAUGACUCUAAUAUACAUAAUCAGUGAUUUGAAUGUAUACUAGCACUUCGUUGAAUGAUAAAUUACUUUUUAUAUUAGUUGAACCCCUUUGAUAAAUUAGAGCAACGAAAUUUGUGCUAUAAAAUGUGAAUUCAUUUUAUCUCUGUUGUGGAUGUGGAGGAAUAGACCAAUAAUUAUCAUGUUAAGUCCAAUGGUGUCCUUGGACUUUAAAUGGACAUUUCCUAUUGAUCGAUAUCUGUUCACUUGUUGAAUAUUGUACAAAAUGUUGUUUUCUAUUCUAUGGUACGAUGUGGUAUGCUUGGUUAGUAUAUAAAAAG
Schistosoma haematobium is the source of this 21675-nucleotide messenger RNA. Its product is annotated as Transmembrane protein 68. Gene Ontology annotation, molecular function: acyltransferase activity. Bases 404 to 997 code for a protein of 197 amino acids. Gene Ontology annotation, cellular component: membrane. The record is from RefSeq and is a predicted model, not a curated record. NCBI's taxonomy places the organism in Eukaryota, Metazoa, Platyhelminthes, Trematoda, Strigeidida, Schistosomatidae. The transcript has 6 exons.